AGUUUUUCUUUUUUCUAACAAAAAGUACCGGAAGUAGUGCAGAGCAAAUGUAGCUAGGCAACAUACCAAGCAGACUUCAUUUUUCAAGAUGUCUAAAGGAACAACAAUCAAGGAAGCUCUUGCCAAAUUUGAAGAGAAAACGGGCAUAAAGAGCAGUGAAGCAACAGACGUCAAGCUGCAUGGCCAGAUUCCCCCGAUAGAGAAAAUGGAUGCAUCUCUCUCAACGCUGUCUGCUUGCACAAAACUUAGUUUGUCAACAAACAGCAUUGAGAAAAUUGCAAAUCUUAAUGGUUUGAAACAUUUAAAAAUAUUGUCUCUUGGUAGAAAUUCAAUCAAAAGUUUAACAGGGUUGGAAGCUGUUGGAGACACAUUGGAGGAGUUGUGGAUUUCCUAUAACUUGAUAGAAAAACUGAAAGGAAUCAAUGUUUUGAAGAAACUGAAGACUUUGUACAUGUCAAAUAAUUUUGUGAAAGAUUGGGCAGAGUUCCAGAAGCUGAAUGACCUUGUUUCUUUAGAAGAUCUCUUGUUUGCUGGCAAUCCUCUGGAGGAGAAACACACAUCGGAAGGAGACUGGAGAGAACUUGCAGCAAAAAGGCUUCCCAGGCUGAAGAAAUUAGAUGGUGUUCCCGUCAUCAGGGAAGAGGAGGCAGAGGAAGAUUAAUGCAAGAUGAAGCACAGGAUUCUCAUAUCUUCUUUCAUGCUUUUGUGACAAUGUGUCAUUUGUGAUAAAUAAUGAUCAUCUCUAUUAUCCAGUGUUGUGGGUUUUACAUAGAAGCUGGAAGAGCCUUUUUUCAUGGACUCAUCCACUGGAAUGAUCCAACAAUAUUCCAAAAUUCCAACAAGAAUAUUCCAAAAUUCCAACAAGAAUAUUCCAAAUAGGAUAAUGUGUACAAUGGACUCUGUCUAAACAGGAUUUAAGGAGAACUGACAAAAAUGUGCCAGUAUUCACAGAUUACCAGAUUAGACGGAAUUCACCCAAGCUGUUGUCACCGAACAGGACUGUGAUCAUGCCAGUUAAUACAGAAAUCCAGAUUACAGAGAUACUAGUUUGGACAGAGUCCACAGUAUAUAUAUGUAUAUGCAUCAUAUCUGUCAGUUUUAAUACAAAAAUAAAUACAUUUUGACGUUAUAGACAGGAAAUAAAAGAAACUUUUCAAUGAAUUAAUUAUUUUGAUUUUCAGCUGUAAAAACAAAUCUUUUCAACAAACUGGAUGUUCGUAAAUAUUUGUCUAGGUUUACUUUUAAUUUAUGUACAUUGUGUUGUGUUAAUCCAUGUAUAGUAUAUUAUUCAUCCAUUUUUUAAAGAUGUAUUUUGUUAUAACUGAUAGAUAAAAUAAAGAUUAUGAUGUUUUAUCAUA
Messenger RNA from Gigantopelta aegis, 1358 nucleotides. RefSeq names its product dynein light chain 1, axonemal-like. The transcript is spliced from 10 exons. Bases 89 to 661 code for a protein of 190 amino acids. Gene Ontology annotation, molecular function: protein kinase binding. Gene Ontology annotation, cellular component: cytoplasm. NCBI's taxonomy places the organism in Eukaryota, Metazoa, Mollusca, Gastropoda, Neomphalida, Peltospiridae. The record is from RefSeq and is a predicted model, not a curated record.